AUAUACUAGUAAUCUGUGCUAAGUAGUCUGUGUUCUGUCCCGUUUGCUGUCCUGUAAGUUCUAUCGUAAUUCGUAGUAGAUGCAUUGUGCAGUAAAUAAUUUUCGAGCACCUGCUAAGUUAUUGAUGUCAUAAGGACUUUGCACUUACGUAGGAGUGAAUUACUUUAUAAUGUUAGUAAGACGGGUGAGACAUAACUUCCGAAAGUAUGGCGCAGUCAGCAGCAACUUUACAGCCAGAUAUUUGUCGAGCAUCGACAUACUUGAUAAGGAGGAACGACUUAGCGGGUGCAUAACUUCCUUGCCAUCGAAGACGAAAGUUGUAAUAUGUGGGGGAGGAGUGAUGGGGGCCGCUGUGGCCUACCAUUUGGCACGUCGAGGGUGGGGUGGCGAAACAAUAGUUAUAGAAAAAGAAAAAAUUGGUGCUGGCAGCAGAUGGCAUUCAUCGGGCUUAGUAGGUUCAUUCAAACCCUCCCUAGCUCAAGUACGAAUAGCUCAAUCUUCAAUAAAACUCUUGCAAGACCUUGAAGCACAAGGAAGAGCGACAGGAUGGAAGCAAUGUGGAUCAUUACUGUUGGCUCGGACGAGAGAUAGAAUGACUGUGUACAGAAGAAUGAAGAGUCAAUCAGUUUCGUGGGGUAUACCUUGUGAGCUUGUAAGUCCGAAACGCUGCCAAGAGAUAUGGCCAAUGCUUAACGUGGAAGAUAUAUUAGGGGGCUUGUGGAUACCUGGAGAUGGAGUAGGGGACCCACAUUUAUUUUGUAUGUCAUUGAUGAGAGAAGCAGUUGCCAAAGGUGUCGGAGUAAAAGAAGACUGUUCUAUACUUAGUGUUGAAUCCAAGAAUGGCAAAGUAUCUGGAGUCAACACCACACAAGGGUUUAUUGAGUGCCAAUACUUUGUUAAUUGUGCCGGUUUUUGGGCCAGACAGAUUGGGCAACUGGCUAAGCCACAAGUGAAAGUUCCCCUGCUGCCAUGUGAACAUUACUACUUGCACACAAAGAAAAUUGAAAAUUUGGACCCUAUGACACCAGUUGUGAGAGAUCCUGAUGGGUAUAUAUAUUUAAGAGAAAGAGAUGGAUGCAUCUUAGCCGGAGGAUUUGAACCAGUAGCAAAACCUGUUUAUGAAGAAGAAAUAACAAAUGCAGCGGAGCGAUGUAUACAAGAGGACUGGGAUCAUUUUCAUGUGCUACUACAGGAGCUUUUGAAACGUGUGCCGAGCUUAAACCAAGCUGUAUUACAUAAGCUAUGCAAUGGGCUGGAAGCUUUCUCCCCCGACUGUAAAUGGAUAUUUGGCGAGACUCCCGAGAUGUUCAAUUACCAUGUGGCUGCCGGGAUGAAAACAGUAGGUAUAUCCGCUGCUGGGGGAGUGGCAGAGGCGACUGUUGACGAGAUCGUCGACGGCUACACCAAAUAUGACAUGUACGAGCUAGACAUCAACCGCUUCUUGGGACUCCACAACAAUAAACGCUUCCUGAGAGACAGGAUGAAGGAGGUGCCUGGUGUGCAUUACGGGAUGCCGUAUCCGUUCUACGAGUUCGAGACUGGUCGCAACCUGCGUCUGUCCCCCAUCUACCCGACGCUCCGCGACAAUGGUGCGGUGUUCGGACAGGUUAUGGGAUACGAGAGGCCCACGUGGUUUGAAACUGUAGAUAAAUCGGAGUCGGAAAAGCCGUUGCCAUUCAAAAUAGCCCACACUAAAACGUUUGGCAAGCCGCACUGGUUUGAGACUGUGCAGCGGGAGUACUGGUCGUGUCGUGAGGCGGUGGGCUUGGCCGAUUACUCAUCAUUCACGAAAAUCGAUAUUCAGUCCCAAGGCAGAGAAGUGGUGGAUCUGCUGCAGUAUCUCUGUUCCAACGAUGUGGACGUGCCAAUCGGUAGUAUAAUACACACGGGCAUGCAAAACGAGCGGGGUGGCUAUGAAAACGACUGCAGUCUUGCCAGGAUAAGUGAGAACCACUACAUGAUGAUAGCGCCUACAAUACAGCAGACGCGCUGUCAGGUCUGGUUGAGAAAGCAUCUCCCAGCCAACGGCUCGGUGACUCUCUCCGACGUCACUUCCAUGUACACAGCUAUAUGUAUACUCGGGCCCUUCACCAGGAACUUGCUGUCAGAGCUGACUGACACUGACCUGUCACCGACAAAUUUCCCCUUCUUCACAUUCAAGGAGUUGGACGUGGGUUUGGCCAAUGGGAUCCGAGCUAUGAACUUAACGCAUACCGGAGAAUUGGGCUAUGUGCUGUAUAUACCUAAUGAGUUCGCACUCCACGUAUACAACCGUUUAAUGACGGUGGGUGAGCGGUAUGGCAUCAAGCACGUGGGCUACUACGCCACGCGUUCGCUCCGAGUGGAGAAGUUCUUCGCUUUCUGGGGACAGGACCUCGACACUAUGACCACGCCGCUAGAGUGCGGCAGGACAUGGCGAGUAAAAUUCGACAAAGACAUACCGUUUAUCGGGCGCGACGCGUUACUUCGCCAGAGGGAGGAAGGCAUCAGGCGGCAGUAUGUACAGCUGCUACUCACAGACCACGAUCACGAGUUGGACUUGUGGUCUUGGGGUGGCGAACCCAUUUACCGAGACGGGAACUAUUGUGGACAGACUACAACUACCAGCUACGGAUUCACUUUUAAGAAACAGGUCUGCCUAGGGUUUGUGCAAAAUCUAGACGAAAAUGGUGUCCCGCAGCGAGUCACUAAUGAUUACAUCCUCAGUGGCCAUUAUGAAAUAGACAUAGCUGGUAUAAGGUAUGCAGCCAAAGUGAAUCUUCAUUCACCAAACUUACCGACCAAGUAUCCAGACAAAGAGAGAGACGUGUAUCAAGCUACAAGAAGACACCACGAAAAUCAACAGUUCUUGGGCCGCCACUAUCAACCAUAAAAACAGUUAAUUUACAAUGUGCCCCAAAAGGAGCUGUUGUUGAAAGGCAGAUUUUUUUAUUGGUAUAAAUUAUCUUUUUCAUUGUACCAGUCAAAGACAGCAACAGCAACAUGAUUUGCCUUAAACAUG
Messenger RNA from Aricia agestis (brown argus), 3001 nucleotides. Its product is annotated as pyruvate dehydrogenase phosphatase regulatory subunit, mitochondrial. The record is from RefSeq and is a predicted model, not a curated record. The transcript is spliced from 16 exons. Gene Ontology annotation, molecular function: oxidoreductase activity; protein binding. Gene Ontology annotation, cellular component: mitochondrial matrix; cytoplasm; mitochondrion. Lineage: Eukaryota; Metazoa; Arthropoda; Insecta; Lepidoptera; Lycaenidae. The coding region runs from base 170 to 2872 and encodes 900 amino acids.